This is a messenger RNA of Tetranychus urticae (two-spotted spider mite), 1542 nucleotides long. RefSeq names its product very long chain fatty acid elongase 7-like. Gene Ontology annotation, biological process: fatty acid elongation, monounsaturated fatty acid; fatty acid elongation, saturated fatty acid; very long-chain fatty acid biosynthetic process. The record is from RefSeq and is a predicted model, not a curated record. Lineage: Eukaryota; Metazoa; Arthropoda; Arachnida; Trombidiformes; Tetranychidae. Gene Ontology annotation, cellular component: endoplasmic reticulum membrane. Gene Ontology annotation, molecular function: fatty acid elongase activity.
UGGGAUUUUAUCAAAGAAAUUUUUCAUGAGCAAAAAUUAUAAUGUCACAUGAUUUAGUCAUGAAACUUCCAUGAAACUUGCAAUCUUAGUUUACAGCAAAUUUGUCCUUAUUUUAAACGACUACCGUGAAAAUUGUAUCGGUAAAUAGCUUUAAAAAUGAAUUAAUUAAAUGGUUGAAAAUGAGCAUAAAAAAUUAAUUGACCAUUUAACCAACUAUUGAUUUGCUCAUCUUGAUGAGUGACUUUAAAAAAGAUGAGUUGAAAUUAGUAAAUACAAAUAAAGAUUUUAAAGGAUUCACGAUUUUGCCCUUAAUCCUUUUCUUCUUUUUCCAAUUCUUAGCAUUUAUUUUUCCAAAAUAUUAAUCCAAGAUUUUGUUCAGCUUGAAGGAGGAGCAAGACCUUUCACUUUCUCUAUAAUUGACCAAUCGCUGACAUCACGCUGACCAAAGUGUUUACUCAGCCAAGUUUUUCGAAUCAACUGACCUGAUUAGCUUUGAUUGGUCCUGAAAAAGGUGAUGAUUAAUACAGCCCAGUAGAGGAAUUUUCAAGUUCAAAGUGCUACACCAGUAGUCAGUUGACCAUCGUACCUUAAACAUUGGAUUGUCACCAUUGUACGAGUUUCCUUCACCAUAAGUUUCAUCCAAGUUUUACCAAAGGUGUUUGAAUACACUAUCAGCUCUACAAGUUUUAGUUUGUUCAGUGUUUGAGUUAUCUGCUUCAAAGAUGGAUGGUAUUCAAAAUUUUAUGACAAAAUCAACUAACAAAUAUCGUUGGUUAAUGGAAAAUGGAGAUCCCAGGGUUAAAGAUUGGCCUUUGGUCGAUUCACCUCUCAUCACAAUUAUUGCUUGUGUAUUAUAUGUUUAUGGUGCCAAAAUAGCAGGUCCCAAGUUGAUGUCGAAUCGGAAACCUCUUCAACUUCGUGAACUUAUGUUGGUUUACAACUUGUUCAUGGUCAUUCUAAAUGGUUACAUAUUUUAUCAAGCUGGGAUUCAUGGAUGGUUCGGAAAAUAUAACUUGUUGUGUCAGCCGAUGGAUUACUCUAUGAGUGUCGACGGUUAUGGAAUGGCCAGAGUGUCUUGGGUUUAUUUUAUCAGCAAAUUUGUAGACUUCUUUGAUACUCUUUUCUUUGUUUUAAGGAAAAAGAAUAAUCAAAUCAGCAAUCUCCAUGUUAUCCAUCACAGCUUGAUGCCUUGUAUUGUUUGGUCUGGUCUCAAAUUUUGUCCAGGUGGCCAUGGAACAUUUUCUGGAUUCUUAAAUAGCUUUAUUCAUAUUGUUAUGUACACAUAUUAUUUCUUGGCAGCUUUUGGUCCAAAAGUACAAAAAUAUCUUUGGUGGAAAAAGUACAUAACAACCAUGCAGAUGCUUCAGUUCAUCAUUGUCUUUCUCCACGGAAAUUUGCUUCUCAUCUAUGAUUGCGGUUACCCCAAAGUUUAUGCUUAUGAACUGAUGUGUAUAGCAACACUUUUUUUCAUAUUAUUUUCCAAUUAUUUCAGACAAACAUAUGUAAAGAAACGAGUUUAAAUAAAUAGUCAUUUUCUACUUU